Haliotis rufescens (red abalone) is the source of this 606-nucleotide messenger RNA. RefSeq names its product protein rtoA-like. The transcript has a single exon. The record is from RefSeq and is a predicted model, not a curated record. Lineage: Eukaryota; Metazoa; Mollusca; Gastropoda; Lepetellida; Haliotidae. Bases 1 to 606 code for a protein of 201 amino acids.
AUGCCUGGUCCCACUGCCAGUACUUUGAAGAAACGGGCCAGGGAAGAAACAACACCGGACCAGGGAAGAAGCAACACCGGACCAGGGAAGAAGCAACACAGGACCAGGGAAGAAGCAGCACCGGAUCAGGGAAGAAGCAGCACCGGAUCAGGGAAGAAGCAACACCGGACCAGGGAAGAAGCAGCACCGGAUCAGGGAAGAAGCAACACCGGACCAGGGAAGAAGCAACACCGGACCAGGGAAGAAGCAGCACCGGAUCAGGGAAGAAGCAACACCGGACCAGAGAAGAAGCAACGCCGGACCAGGGAAGAAGCAACACAGGACCAGGGAAGAAGCAACACCGGAUCAGGGAAGAAGCAACACCGGACCAGGGAAGAAGCAACACCGGAUCAGGGAAGCAGCAACACCGGACCAGGGAAGCAGCAACACCGGAUCAGGGAAGCAGCAACACCGGACCAGGGAAGAAGCAACACCGGAUCAGGGAAGAAGCAACACCGGACCAGGGAAGAAGCAGCACCGGAUCAGGGAAGAAGCAACACCGGAUCAGGGAAGAAGCAACACCGGAUCAGGGAAGAAACAGCACCGGAUCAGGCUAUCUACAUAUGA